CCAACAACAAACGAUUUCCUUUGCCAGCUCCGUGUCGCAACUCGCCCCGAUGGCAUCGACUGCCCCCGCUCUGCACGACGUUCUUCCCUUUUCCUCAAUCAUUUGAUAACGUAUCACUCGUCCGUCAAUAGCGUCCAGCCUGCGUUGCUUAGUGCAGCAAACGAUGCUCGUCGUUCGACACCCACAGAGCCCACUUCUGCUGCUGCUGGUCGGUGGCGGAGUUUUUGUGUUGCUUUGUCUCGUUCUGUAUAGCGGCGGGGCGACGUCUGUUACGCGCUCCUUCACCACCUCUCGGCCUUGGACCAGACCAGGCGGCAGCAGCUUUACCCAAGAUACCUUCAAUCAGACUUUGGGCUUCGACACCAUCUUUGUCGUCAGCCUGCCCUCUCGAACCGACCGCCGCGACGCGAUCACGCUCAGUGCUGCCCUUUCUGGCUUCCGAGUCGAGUUUAUCGAUGGCCUUCUGGGCAAGGAUGUAGCAGACAAGGCGAUUCCUUCUGGGAAGGGCCAGCAACGACUCCCUGAUGCCUCGGUUGGCUCAUGGCGCGGCCACAUGAAUGCCAUUGCUGAGGUAGUGCGGCGGAACGUCACUUCUGCCCUCAUCCUCGAGGAUGACGUCGAUUGGGAUAUAAGGCUCAAAGAGCAGCUCUACAGUUUUGCGCUCUCUUCUCAGAUCCUCACUCAGCCCCUGGCUCGCACCGCUGCUGAAGUCUACGCAGACCCCACAUUCCCUCGACCCGCCAUUAACUCGCCCUCAAAAGUUCCCGACAUUGCUCUGAACAACCCGCCAGCCGUGCGGGCUCCACGAACUUCACCAUAUGGAGAUGGCUGGGAUUUGCUCUGGCUAGGACAUUGCGGCAUGACCUUUGCGCACGAAGACAGCAAGCUCAUCCCCAAGGGUCGCGUGGUCCAGCAUAACGAUCCAACUGUGGCCGAGAAACGGUAUCUGACGACCUGGACCAAACCCGACAAGCUCAAAGAGCAGUACCCUGAGCAUACCCGCGUUGUUCACCAUGCACAAGAGUCACUGUGCUCCUUGGGCUAUGCCAUAACACAAGCCGGCGCGCGCAGCUUGCUCUAUGAGAUCGGUCUCAAGAACUUUGACGCAGGAUUCGACUUGUUGCUCGCACAGUUCUGCGAAGGUGGUGGCCGAGGAUAUCAUACGUGCCUGAGUGUGCAGCCAUCGUUCUUCAACAACCAUCUCCCGGUCGGACCGAAAAAGGGUGAGAGUGACAUCUCUGACCAUGGCGAAGGGUGGACUGAAGUGGCCAGCACGCCAAACACGCAGUGGAGCACGAGACUCAACUUCGAGGCAUUGCUUGCUGGGACGCCACCGAAAGACCAGUUCCCGGACAGCACAGCCUGAAGUAGAUUUCACAAGAUUACUGCACCUAAUGGCUUCCAACUAGUCUAGAGCGCGCAUUGGGGAUUCCAAGCCUGGCGUUAAGGUUUGCUGCUUCUAUAGUUUGACUUAUAGCACUUGGUUUUUAAGGGCGGCUUUUACGUCAUGAUUGAUUCUACUGCCUCUGUCCCGCAGGCUCAGCCUGAAAAUGCUUGAACAAAGAUGUUAGCGGAGACCACAAGGUUUUGUACAUUGGUGAAUCAGGGACAUUAAGUACAUAUGCUGGACAGAUCCUCCGCGCAUCCUUUGUGGCGCAGCGUGUGAAGCCACCUCAAUGCUGUCUGCAUAAUGCGUCGUCAAAGUCCUAUGACACAUGUGUAUGACGCCAGCAUUCUGCUCUCGAUCGCGCGCAUUACCUGGCGUGGAGAGCGGCCUGUCAUAGGAACGUGUGCACCACAGCUUAAUGUUGCUUAAUAGUCCAAGAAUGUCAGG
Molecule: messenger RNA, 1834 nt
Organism: Microdochium trichocladiopsis
Lineage: Eukaryota; Fungi; Ascomycota; Sordariomycetes; Xylariales; Microdochiaceae
Exons: 1
Coding region: 164-1366 (400 amino acids)
Source: RefSeq, a predicted model, not a curated record